GGUCUCUGCGCAGGCGCAGUGCGGGCAGCGCGGGGUCCUCGGCGCCGUGAGGGGAGCGGGGCCGUCAUGUUGGGCCUGGGGGCGGCGGGACGGGUGCUGAGCCGGGCCCUGAGCCUGAGCCAUGGCCCGGUGAGGGCAGGGGCACCGGGAGUGGCGGGGGAACGGGCCCUGAGCCUGAGCCAUGGCCCGGCCUCGGUGGUGGUGGAGCGCGUGUGGCCGGUGCCGCUUGCCCGGGCAGGAGCCGCUCCCCGGCUGCACCCGCGGCGGCACCGGGUGUACCGAGUGCUGAGGGACGGGAAACACCAACCCCGGGGGGACAUGGAGCUGCUGCUGACCCGGGCCGUGCAGGACCUGGGCAGCCGUGGGGACGUGGUGAAGGUGAAGAAAAGCCUGGGCAGGAACAAACUCCUUCCCCAGGGCCUGGCCGUGUACCCAUCCCCGGAGAACCUGCGCCUCUUCCAGCAGGAGAAGGAGCUGGCUCAGCAGGGGAAACUGGAGGAGCCCCAAACCCAGAGCGGGCAGAAGACCCUGGAGUUCCUGAGGCGCUGCCGCCUCCAGGUGGGGAUGAAGAACAACGUGAGCUGGGAGCUCAACCCCGACAUCGUGGCCCGGCACUUCCUCAAAAACCUCAGGGUGUUCGUGCCCCCCCACGCCCUGCGGCUGCCACCGGAGCCAAUCACACGCUGGGGACAAUACUGGUGUGACGUCACGGUGAACGGCCUGGACACCGUGCGGGUUCCCAUGGACGUGGUUCAGUUCCUGCACCCCAAAACCAAACGCUUCCGCCAUUGGCAGCAGCAGCAGCAGCAGCAGCUGGAGAGCAGCAGGGAGAGGCUCCUCUGACCCCCCCGAAGAUUUGGGGGUCCCUGGGGGGAUUUGGGGUCCCCAGAAUGGAUUUGGGGUCCCCGGGGUGGAUUUGGGGUCCCCAGAAUGGAUUUGGGACUUUUUUGGGACCCUUUGGAAAAU
Messenger RNA from Zonotrichia leucophrys gambelii, 966 nucleotides. It is a transcript of the gene MRPL9, whose product is annotated as mitochondrial ribosomal protein L9. Gene Ontology annotation, cellular component: mitochondrion; ribosome. The record is from RefSeq and is a predicted model, not a curated record. Gene Ontology annotation, biological process: translation. Lineage: Eukaryota; Metazoa; Chordata; Aves; Passeriformes; Passerellidae. Gene Ontology annotation, molecular function: structural constituent of ribosome.